This is a messenger RNA of Topomyia yanbarensis, 1959 nucleotides long. RefSeq lists its product as uncharacterized. The record is from RefSeq and is a predicted model, not a curated record. Gene Ontology annotation, biological process: proteolysis. Bases 1 to 1959 code for a protein of 652 amino acids. The transcript has 2 exons. Gene Ontology annotation, molecular function: nucleic acid binding; aspartic-type endopeptidase activity; zinc ion binding. Lineage: Eukaryota; Metazoa; Arthropoda; Insecta; Diptera; Culicidae.
AUGCCGCCGACUACAUCAUCGAAUGCUAAGAAGUCACCGGCGUUGCGGACGCUGCAAACCAAGCUGAGGUCAUACCAGAAUAUGUUCAGGGAUAUCUGCAGGUUCGCCGAUUCUCUUGGGGUAGAAACUACAGCCAGCCAGGUGACAGUUCGACUGGAAAAACUUGAGGAGUUGUGGGAGAAGGUGAACGAUGUGAUCUUGGACAUCGAAACACACGAAGACUUCGAAGCAGAGGAUGACGCCUAUGCUGAGCAACAGUCGGAGUUUGGAAACCGCUACUACCAGGUGAAGUCGGUGUUGUUCGACAAGAUCAAGGAGCUAGAGGAACCUGCUGUCCUGAAUGCCUCCAUCCGGGGACUCGACAUGACACAACAACCCACCAUAGAGCAUGGAUGUCUGUCAGGAGAAGCUAAGGCGCUUAUUGACCCGCUGUCGAUUACAAGGGUGAAUUAUCAGGUCGCAUGGGAGACGCUAACCAAACGCUACAACGACAGUAAAAUCCUGAAGCGGCGUCAGAUUCAUGCGCUGUUUAAGUUACCUAAACUGGCUAAGGAGUCGGCCGACGAAUUGCAGUCGUUGCUGGAGGGAUUCGAACGUGUUGUUCAGACCCUUGAUCAGCUGGUACAACCCGCCGACUACAAGGAUCUUCUACUGCUAGACAUAUUAGCUUCGCGUCUAGACAGUGGAACCAGGAGAGCUUGGGAAGAGCAUUCAUCCACCAAGGAGCAGGAUACGGUGAAGGACUUGACCGAAUUCUUGCAAAGACGGAUCAGAGUACUGAGAGCAUUGCCAACUAGAUCCGUUGAACCCAAGGUUGUCGUGCCACAAUCGCAAAAGAAGCCAUUUGUAGCGCGCUCUAGCCAUAGCGUCGUACAAAAUACAGGAGGACGGUGCAUCGCGUGUUCGGAAUCCCAUCCUCUUUAUCAAUGUCCAGCUUUCCAACUUUUAGCAGUAUCCGCCCGCGAUAAACUGCUCCGCAACCACUCCUUUUGUCGCAAUUGUUUUCGGAAGGGUCAUCUGGCUGCGGAUUGUUCUUCACGAUAUGUGUGCCGUAAUUGCAAGGGCAAGCACCAUACCUUGGUAUGUUUUCGGACGGACGGCGAAGGCGGUAAGGAGUCAACCACUAAGGGAGCAAACAGUUCCGGGAAUUCCAAGGAAGGGGAAUCUAGUACCAGAAUAGCCAGCACACCAUCGGCUGUUUCAUACAACAUGUCUGGUCAGCGCAGCUCAUCGGUAUUGCUAGCUACGGCCAUCGUCUUAGUAGAGGACGAUCAAGGAGGUAGUUAUCAGGCAAGGGCUCUACUGGAUUCGGGUUCUGAAUGCAAUUUCAUGACCGAGCGGUUAUGUCAACUGAUGAACGUUCAACGGCGGCGGUCCGACGUGUCUGUGUACGGGAUCGGGCAAUCCAAUACCAAGGUCAAGUAUAAGGUGACAACAACAGUCAAGUCGCGAGUAUCUGCUUUCUCGCGGAAGAUGGAGUUUCUUCUACUACCGAGUGUCACAGCAAAUCUUCCGAUAACCAACGUGGAUAUGACGGGAUGGGAAAUCCCAACUGGCGUGGAGCAAGCGGAUCCAGCGUUUUUCAAAUCCAAGGCGGUUGAUUUAGUGCUUGGGAUCCAGUACUUCUUCACAUUUUUCCAUACCGGGAAUGAAGUGCAGUUAGGCAAGGGCCUUCCUACUCUAACCGAGUCGGUAUUCGGAUGGGUAGUAUCUGGCACGGUUGAAAGCUCGCUAGAAACCCAACGUAUAACCUGCAAUAUGGCAGUCGGUCUGGAGGAAAUAUUGACUCGUUUCUGGACCUGUGACCUAUUUAUUCGCCUGAGGAAGCACGCUGCAAGGAGCAGUAUGCUAGAACUGUACGAAGGGGAACGGAUGGCCGAUACACAGUCUCACUACCAAGGGAUGAAGUCGCACUGGCAAGGAUGGGCGAGUCAAGGGACAUCGAAGUCUGGCGGCUAG